Molecule: messenger RNA, 935 nt
Organism: Entrophospora sp. SA101
Lineage: Eukaryota; Fungi; Glomeromycota; Glomeromycetes; Entrophosporales; Entrophosporaceae
Source: the annotation of a GenBank genome assembly
UAUUACAGAAAAGAAAUGAUCAACUCAGAAAUGGGUUAACAGAUCAAGAAAAGAUACUUAGAGAAAUCUUUGAGGAUAAAUAUUUUGAGUACCAGAAAUAUCGAGAGAAACGAAUAAUUAACCUUAAAGAAAAUUUGAUAUUUAGAGUAGAAAAAUUCGUUGAAAGGAUGAGUGAAAAGGAUGUUGCCGAUGAUAAAAAUCAAAAUAUUGACAGCAAUGCCAAUAACAAUAAUGAAGAUAGUGAGAGAAAUGAUGUUGAAAUAAAACAAUACGCCGAGUGUUCAACUUACAAAGAAGCGGAAAUUCAAAUAAGAAAUGGUCUGUUAACAAAAUCAAUGAAUGAGAUUCAACAAUCGCUUGCUAAAUUACCAGACUCGUUAUUAGGUUGGAAUAGCAAUUGUGUGGAAGAAGCAAAGAAUAUUGAUGUUAAAGAGUUAGAUUUUAAAGAAAUCGAAACAUUGAGAUUAGAUAAUGCACAAAAAAUUCUUGUUCAAAGACAAAACGAACAUGAACAACAAAUUGAAAAAGGCAAAAAAACAAUAAUUCCUAACACUAAUAAGAUUAAUAACAGCCUAAUAGGUAUUGAUAUGUUUGGUUCAACGGACGGUAUUAUUAAUGCAUUUCACACCAGCAUUAAUAUCACCAAUGAAAUUCUUGGGAAAAUGCCUCCAAAGAAACCAUCAGUAGAAAAAAGGAAAAAAAGUGCAAGUGUUUCAGAUUUUUUACUACAACAUAAUUGUCAUUUAAUUUCAAAUCUUAAAAGUGGACAUAUUCCAAGAUGUGAAAAGUGUGAUCCAACGAAUACAGAUGGUAAUGGUAGUACAAUUGAUUCAAUUGAUGAAUUUAUUAUUAAAGAUAAACAAGGAAAAGAGAAAAAAGCUGGAAUAGAUCAUAUUGCUCCAAAAAAAACGGAAACCGUAUUCAUAGGAAAAUAA